UGCAAUGAGCUCUGGUCCCGCGGAAAUCUCUCGCUGUGUUUCUCUUAAUGUUUGCACUUCUGUUUCCUUCUCCCAAAGCCUCUUCUUUAUCUUCUUCUUCAAUUCUACAUCUUCCUGUUCGUCUUGUUGUUGGUUCUCAGAACAAAAGAACGUCAGACGUUAGCCCCACAAAUUGGGUUGAAAAACAGGUAGAGAGAAGAGGGACCGGACCGUAAGGCGUAAGGAGUUUAAUGCGCCUUUAGAGUUUGUCAGUGCUGGAGUUGCCUUCAUUUAUUGAUAAAUCCCACCAAGCAGAGUCUUUUGUCUCUGCUGGUUGAGUGUUUAGAGAGCUUCCAGAGCUCCUUCUUCCUUGAGGCUUCACUCUCAUGCAUGGUUAAGAAAGCAGCUGCGCCUUGUGUCUUUCCAACCAGGAUCACUCUGUAGAAGAAAAUCAUGUCGUCUGUGGAAGCACGAAAAGGUCGACAUCGGCAACGUUAUGAAAACAAUCUUCGACUCGUUUCUGGAUGUAUUCCUUACAGGCUGUCAAAAGAAGAAAAAGAUCAGAGCGGUGAGAAGGAAAACUGUAUAGAAGUUCUCAUGAUUUCAUCACCAAAUCGUGAUGACCUAGUUUUUCCAAAGGGUGGAUGGGAGGAUGAUGAGACGGUUUUACAAGCUGCUUCUCGUGAAGCCCUAGAGGAAGCAGGAGUUAAAGGGACACUUAAUGAAAACCCCCUUGGAUUCUGGGAAUUCAGAAGCAAAAGCACACAGAACAUCUGCAGCCUGGAAGGAGGCUGCAAAGGGUACAUGUUUGCAUUAGAGGUCACUGAAGAGCUUGAGAGCUGGCCAGAGCAGAACAAUCGCUAUAGGAAAUGGCUAAAAAUUGAAGAGGCAUUUAGACUCUGCCGGUAUGAAUGGAUGCGUAUGGCUCUGAAUGAGUUUCUUAUAGUUAUGGCAGAAGACGAGAAGCUCCCGGCGAUGGAAGAUCUAGUGGAGUCUCCUUCCCCACCAGUGGUAGAAGUGGCAGGUUGUCAAAUGAUGACAUCAAUACGUAAAGCAGUGCCAGAUGUUGUGGCAGAAUGUCAAAUUAUGACAUCAAACUGCUGUGCAAAGCCUUCUAGUGGUCAACACCAUGGCUUGAAUGCUAUCAGCCCAUACCCUCUUGGCAUAUGCCUCUCCAGAGGUUGCCUUUGACAUGAGUACCUUUCUACAGCGAUCGUGCAGUAGGUUCCUGUAAUCAGUCAAUUGUGGUCUGUUGCUGUAGACUGUAGUGAAUUAAUUGGGUCCAGCAGCUCCUUCAAAUCGGAAGAUAGACCAAACUGUGAACUCAUAGACUGUUUAGUGAAACCAUCUUAUAGUUUCUUGGAUUCAAAAUUAUCUAAUCUAUGAUGGUAGAAGUUUCGAAUUUUCA
Corylus avellana is the source of this 1387-nucleotide messenger RNA. Its product is annotated as nudix hydrolase 13, mitochondrial. Lineage: Eukaryota; Viridiplantae; Streptophyta; Magnoliopsida; Fagales; Betulaceae. Gene Ontology annotation, molecular function: pyrophosphatase activity. Gene Ontology annotation, cellular component: nucleus; cytoplasm. The record is from RefSeq and is a predicted model, not a curated record.